Molecule: messenger RNA, 3121 nt
Organism: Microplitis mediator
Lineage: Eukaryota; Metazoa; Arthropoda; Insecta; Hymenoptera; Braconidae
Exons: 2
Coding region: 170-1588 (472 amino acids)
Source: RefSeq, a predicted model, not a curated record
UAUUGCGCUUAAUAUUGAAAGAAACAAACCGGUAACGUGAUUAAAUAUCAUAGUUGUGAGUUAAUUAUCGUUAAAAAUUAAUUAACAAAUUAAUUAUUAACUAGAGAAUAAUUAAAAGUAAUUAAAUUUCGUAAACAUUUUAAAUAUUUGCUCGUAAUAAAAAAACUCAAUGUCCGAACUUAAAUAUAUCGCGCGCCCAAAAGUUCGAUUCAGCGAAACAUCGGAGUCCGCUGAUGACUCGACAUCAUCAUCAAGACCAGGAUCAUCACGAGUGAGAAUAAAAAGCAUCGAAAAUGUCAAAAAACCAUUCAAAUUAGUGCGUGAAGUCCGCGACAGCCUUAACCUCAAACGCGCUGUCAAAAGUGUCCAGAUGUCAACCUGUCAAGUUGGACCCAAAUCAUCCAGAAUAAAAUCCACGGAAACAGAAGCUGGUAAAAUUAUUAUUGAUGCUGAUAAUUCUGGUAAAGUAGAGUCGAAUAAAGAGAAUAUUAAAAAUGACAGGGAAAAUUGUCUGACUAAAAAAUCAUCAAAUAGUUUGACAGCUGGUGCAAGCAAAGAUUGUAAAGUUGAAAUGGACAAAAUAACUAAAAUACUUGAUUCUGUUUCUAUAAAAACACCUGGACAAUUAAAAACAAAAAAAGUGAAUGAGGAUUUAAAUAAAAAACCGGGAAACAAUAAUGAUUUUAAAAAUUUAAAUUCAAAAGUUGGCGGUAAUCAAGCAAAAUUAUCAAGUCAUCAAUUAAAAACAUCAGGAAAUCAAUUAAAAUCAUCAGGGAAUCAAUCAAGAGCACCUGGACCUCAUAAAUCUUCAGGUGCUCCAUCAAAAUCAUCAGGAAUUCAAUCAAAAUCAUCAGGAGUUCAAUCGAAAUCACCAGGGAUUCAAUCAAAAUCACUGGGAGUUCAUUCAAAAUCAGCAGGAGUUGAAUUAAAAUCAUCAGGAAAUCAAACAAAAGCAUCAGUAGCACAAAAAUUACCAUCAAAAUCACCAGGUGCAUUUAAAAAACCACCAGAUCCAGUUAAAAAAACCCAAAUAAAAGUAACAACGGCCAGAAAUAAAUCAGUUUCACGUCCAAAUGUUUAUGUAGGACCAGGAAUAUUGAAAGCACGAAGUCUGCCAUCAGUUUCUGAUCCUAAACCAACUAGCAGACUGACAAAUUAUCCUGCAAGUGAUAAAUUACGCAGGCCUGAGUACAAUUCUGUUAUAAAGACAAUUAAAAAAAUCGAUAAAUUGAAACACGAAAAGAUUGUCAGUGAUUUUGAUCAUCUGCCAGCUUCGUACAAGGACUUGGUUGCUCGUAAGAUGUCGAGCGCGUUGGACUUUCCGGCGGACAAGCCGAUUUUUAGGGACCUGAUUGACUUGAGUGUUGAUGAAUCCCAUCUGCCGGGACCCAUCACGCGGACCAGAGACCCGCAGCCGAGGCAGAGAGACCUGGAGCCCAAGUUGGAAGACUUUUUCAAGCCGGAGUAUAACAAUGAGUACUGCGCUUCUGUUAAAAUACGACCGAGGACUCCGGAGUUUGAUGACAAUUGGUCGGCAUUUAAAAUAAGCGACCGUAUUUUUGAGUGGAAGUCUUCUCUAGAUGAUUAAGGAGUUUGUUUUGAUGGUGAUUUUUAAAAAAUAACUGAGCGUUCAUUGAAAGGGAGUCGGAUUUUUGAGCAGUUAACAUGUAGAGUUAAGAGACGGCAGAGAAAACUCUUGAUUUUGGUGAAACUAUUGGAGAUACGGUAAAAAGAUCUGAGUACAUUUUUGUAGAGGAUUAAAUUCUCUACAAAAAAGGUCUCAAUAAAUUUUAACGUAAGUCGCAUCAUUCGGGCCCUGGAAAUUUUUAAAGUUCAUUUGAAAUUUUUAUUCAAAUAUUCCUAACAUUUAUUCACUAGAUUUAUUUCUGUUGUACUUUGAAUCAAAAUUUCAGCUAAACUAUCAAAGAUACGGUAAAAAUAUAUGAGUACAUUUUUGUAAAGGAUUAAAUUCUCUACAAAAAAGGUCUCAAUAAAUUUUAACGUAAGUCGCAUCAUUCGGGCCCUGGAAAUUUUUAAAGUUUAUUUAAAAUUUUUAUUUAAAUAUUCAUAACUUUUAUUCACUAGAUUUAUUUCUGUUGUACUUUGAAUCAAAAUUUCAGCUAAACUAUCAAAGAUACCGUAAAAAUAUAUGAGUACAUUUUUGUAGAGGAUUAAAUUUUCUACAAAAAAGGUCUCUAUCAAUUUUUACAGAAGUCGCAUCAUUCAGGCCCGGGAAAUUUUUAAAGUAAAUUUGAAAUUUUUAUUCAAAUAUUCGAUUUUUAUUCACUAGAUUUAUUUCUGUUGUACUUUGAAUCAAAAUUGUGGCCAAACUAUCAAAGAUACGGUAAAAAUAUAUGAGUACAUUUUUGUAGAAGAUUAAAUUCUCUGCAAAAAAGGUCUCUAUCAAUUUUUACAGAAGUCGCAUCAUUCAGGCUCUAGAAAUUUUUAAAGUUAAUUCUAAAUUUUUAUUCACAAGAUUUCUUUCUGUCGUACUUUGAAUCAAAUUUAUGGCCAAACUAUUAAAGAUACGGUAAAUAUAUAAGAGUACAUUUUUGUAGAGGAUUAAAUUCUCUACAAAAAAAGCCCCUAUCAAUUUUAACAUCAGUCGCAUCAUUCAGGCCCCGGAAAUUUUUAAAGUUUAUUUGAAAUUUUUAUUUAAAUAUUCGAUUUUUAUUCACUAGAUUUAUUUCUGUCGUACUUUGAAUCGAAAUUGUGGCCAAACUAUCAAAGAUACAGUAAAAAUAUGUGAAUACAUUUUUGUAGAGGAUCAAAUUCUCUACAAAAAACGUCUCCAUCAACUUUUACGUAAAUCUAAUAAUUUAAGCACUAGAACUAUAUUCCUACAAAAAAUCUCACCAGCCCUGAAUCAAUUCCGCCAUUUUAAAAAUCACCCGCCAUUUUGUUAUCACAAAAAAACAAUUCAGUAUUCACACAAAAAUGAUCUAAAUACUUACAAAAUUACGUUUUAAAUAACUCAAAAAUAUUUAAAUAUUGAUACUUUAUUUUUAAUUACCUAUAUAUUGUAAAUAUUUAAACUGUACAAUUAUAUUUUUAUAUAUACGGCAGUAUUUACACUUAAUUACAAAAAAAUCUAAAUAAAAAUUACAAAAGUCAAUUUUAA